Molecule: messenger RNA, 2979 nt
Organism: Uncinocarpus reesii 1704
Lineage: Eukaryota; Fungi; Ascomycota; Eurotiomycetes; Onygenales; Onygenaceae
Exons: 5
Coding region: 1-2979 (992 amino acids)
Biological process (GO): regulation of DNA-templated transcription
Cellular component (GO): nucleolus
Molecular function (GO): rDNA binding; transcription factor binding
Source: RefSeq, a predicted model, not a curated record
AUGGUUGCUGGAUCGAAUCCCAGAAAACGGCGCCGGGAGGCGGCAAAUGUCGAUGUCAAACUUGUUGAGAUCUAUGAAGACCUCGCCAGCGAAAAAGACGGGAUACGGCUCAAAGCCGCCCAUGAUUUACUCUCCCGCUUUGCGCCAGACCAAAACCCAUCGGAGGAGCAAGUCGAAAAGGCCCUAAAAAGAUUAUUCCGAGGACUAUGCAGCAGCCGAAAAGCGGCAAGGAUUGGGUUCUCUAUCGCCCUCACGGAGCUUUUGUCGCAGGUGUUCGCAACCUCCAACAGGCACAACUUGAAGGAGCUGAGCAUCCCAAAAGCAAUCGAGAUUUUGGAGUCGCAAACCAACGCGGUCAAUUGUGCAUCGGGCCAGGAGGAGAGGGAUCAUUAUUUUGGCCGAUUGUUUGGUGCAGAGGCCAUUCUGAAAUCUGCCAUUUUGCUUCAAGAGGGCGUUAUCUUUGACAAUUGGAAGAAACUCCUCUCUCUGGUGUUUGACUUGGCCACGAAGAAGCCGUGGUUGAGAGAAGAAUGCGGAUAUAUCAUCUACUGUGCAGUGCGAGAUAUUGCUGUUAAAGCAGCAGAUGUCAAAUAUAUCAAUACGGUCAUUGGGGCACUCGCAGAAAAUGGACUUGCCAAAACGCCCGAAGGCGUUGCAAUCUGGCUUGCGGCCAAAGAGUCCGCGUUGCCGGUAAGUUUCGUUCCUGGUAUAUGGCAGGAUGGCAAUCCGUUGCACUCCAAGGAACGAACUACUCUCGCAAAGAUUAUGAAAGAGUCAUCAGAUCCUCAUUCCGAUGGAGACGGUGAAAAUGGAGCCGCAGCCAAAUCCCGUGUUUGGAAUCCAAAAUUGCAUUUUGCAUGGGAGCCGAUUCUUGCCAAACUGUACGCGCCUUUUCAAGCUAAAGCCGGCGACAAAGCCCCCAAGCAAAUAUCUUUUGCCGACUUUUGGACCGAAGUUGUCGACAAUGGACUUUUUGCAGCCGCGUCGUCGGAAGAGCGGAAAUAUUGGGGUUUCCUCGUGUUCAUGAGAGUUGUGAAUGAUGGACCCAGUGAAGCUGCCAGCUCAGUAUUUACAAAGAACUUUGUUCGGUGUUUGACGAAUCAGCUAUCUGUUGAAGAUCGGUAUCUGCACCGAAUUGCCCAAAAGUCCGCAAAGUCGAUACAGACCCGUGGUGCCGCUGACCCGCAGUUUGUAACUGUAGCACUUCGUGGCUUGAUGGGGCAAGCAGGUUCUAUUAAUUUUGACCAAGUGACGAAAACCAAAACUAUUGAAAAACUGAUUGGUGACGCAUCUACGGACGCUUUGGAUCAGAUCGUUCCGUUGUUGCAGAGUUUGAUCAUCAAUCCCGGCGUGGAUGAUGCCAAAGCGGCUUUACCGAAGAGACAUCAACUUGCUACCCUCUUGACCUCAAUCGUAAAAUCGCUUUCUACGACAUCGAACUCCACGGACGACUUGGAUACCACCAUCAAGCGUGUCAUGCUUGUUUUGGCACGCUUUGCAUACUUUGUGCCCGCAGAUAGUACCAAGAAUAAAGACACUGCCCCAAAGCCACCAAUUGCUCAGUCGACGCAGGAGUUCUUUAGGAACAAAAUCUCAUCAUGCCUGAACAUGGUUGUUGCCGGCCGCAAGAGUCCUUCGGCCGUUGCAUGCGAAGUUAUCCAAAGCAUUCGUGAUAUGGAGCAAAAUGGGGAAUAUGGCAAGUUCGUUAUCGACAUGGGGGAUAACAUUAGCGCGUCUGUCGACUCAGCAUUCAAGAUACUGAAAAAGCUCCAGCACAAGGAAAAGAAGAGCGACGAAGCGGGGAUGGCCAGCAUUCACGCACUAAAGCUUCUCUACGCUAUGACCAUCUUUCAGGUUUAUAAUGGCGAUGCUGAUGCUGUGUCUAUGCUGGACGAGCUUAAAAUAUGUUACGACAAAUUCAUCGGCCGGAAGAAGUCUGCUGCCGAUGUUGCAGAAGCCUCUGAUAUUCUGGUUGAAAUCCUGCUCAGUUUUGCCUCGAAACAAUCCCAAUUGUUUCGCCGGACUAGUGAACAAGUCUUCGGCGCCUUUGCUGACCGAGUCACAGCCACAGGACUUCAGUCGUUGAUCGCGAUUCUGGAGGCGAAAGAUUCCCUUGCUGGGCAGGAGGAAAUGUUCGAGAAUGACAAUGAUGAUGAUAGCGAUGUGGAGAUGGUCGAUCCAGAUGACGAUGAUGUAGAAGAAAUAGACCAGUCGCUCGAGUCAGACUCGGAACCCGAGGAUAAUCACGAAGCUUCCGAUGAUGAGAAUGACGAGAGCGAACCUGAAGACGACGACGAGCUCGAGGCAUUUGAUGCCAAGCUCGCUGCAGCUCUCGGAACCCACCGUGCAGAUAAAGACCUCGAUGCCGGUUCCGAAAGCUCCUCAGACUCUGACAUGGACGACGAUCAAAUGGAAGCCUUAGAUGAGCAACUGGCUCAAGUCUUCAAAGCUCGCAGCCAAGUGACAAAUAAAAAGAAAGAGAAGAAAGAAGCCCGAGAAAACAUGAUCAACUUCAAAAACCGCGCUCUUGACCUUCUCGAAAUAUACGUGAAAAAGUCUCAUUUGAACAUAAUCGCAACAACCAUCCUCCUCCCGCUGCUACAAGUCGUGCGGAAAUCCAAAAUCCAACAAAUUGCCAACAAGGCUAGCGGCGUGCUGCGUGAAUACUGCAAGCUGUGCAAGGGAAAUAGCGUCCCCACCGUCGAGAUGGAAGAGCAAGUUUGGGAUUUGCUUCGAGCGAUCCACGAGGAGGCCACGCAUAGCGGACCGGUGUUCCACGCAACUGCGUGCAGUCAGGCGAGUCUGUUGGUAGUCAAGAUUCUAGUGGCACAUAAAAAGGACAAUGUUGAAAGGGUCGUGGAUGUGUAUGCUGAGACGAGGAAGAAGCAGCUGGUCAGCAAGAGGUGCCAUGUCCAACCGUCCUUUUUCUCUGAUUGGAAUAACUGGUGCGUUUCGGCGAGUAAGCAGAUUAAAGGGUGA